Boleophthalmus pectinirostris (great blue-spotted mudskipper) is the source of this 3651-nucleotide messenger RNA. RefSeq names its product START domain containing 14 (gene stard14). The transcript is spliced from 6 exons. Gene Ontology annotation, molecular function: lipid binding. Bases 2045 to 2860 code for a protein of 271 amino acids. Lineage: Eukaryota; Metazoa; Chordata; Actinopteri; Gobiiformes; Gobiidae. The record is from RefSeq and is a predicted model, not a curated record.
GGAUGACAAAAUAAGAUAAAAAUAUAAUUUCGUUCAGCUAACAUUAAAGUGGCAUAUUCAUUUGAUUUCUUUUUGGAUAUAACUUCAGUAUUCAUCCUUAACUUGUAAAGAUGGAGAUAUUUUAUUUAAAUCCCUUCUUAGUCUUAAAUAACAGUUAUGUUUACCUGCUUUUCAUGCUAAAGCAGGAAAGCUGCCAGUUAGGUCACUGAGGUGUACCCAUCAUCAACAAUACCGUAUUUUAACAUUUGUAAAAUGCAGCAUGCUCACCAUGCAGGAUUCAUAGGGAUAGGAACACAGAUGCCUUGCUUGUUGUUCACUGAUGUUGUGCACUGAAUCAAGCCACAAUAUUGUAAAUGAUAGAAGCCUGCAAUCUGUUUAAUGGCUUCAUUGGUAGUUUUGUAGAGCUGGUAGUGUGUUCUCCUAUACAGCUAAUGCUUACUAACACAUUUGCUGUAAAAAAUGCCGAGGUCUAUUCCAGUACCCCUCUAUGCUUUAGCUUGUGUUAUACUGCUGGUUUUUGUUAAUUUAUUUUCUUAUAUACUAAUAUUGUCUUCUGGACAAUGUACAUGUUACCAAAAGUAAUUUGCUGGCAUGCAUGUUAAAUUUUUUCAUAUUUAUUGUUUGCGUGUCUGCUAGGAGGCAAUAUUUAAUCCUACACUGCAGGUUUAAGAAAAAGGGGAUCUGUGGUUUGGUUACAGUCACACAUUUAUGGCUGUGCCAAGGCCUGUGAGUGCACACAGGCAGUUACAUAGCCAUAGCACAACAAAGACACUGACUGGUCAAUUGCUGUAGCUUGUUAGCAAAUUUUUAAAAGUACCCACAUAACAUCUUUAAUAUGGACACCUUUCUUUUACUUCUCAUUGACUAAAAUUCUGCUUUGUGCUCUUAUUAAUUGUGUCUGUUUGAAAAGAAAUGCUGUCUUCUCGUGUUUAGCAACAUUUGUGUGAAUAAUGUACUAUUACUAUCUUGUGUAUAAAAAAGGAGAAUUAAUGAAUCACAAGUGUAGACUUAUCACACGGUAUCAAAUAAAAUUAUUUCACUUCAUUUCAUUCAAUUAUGACAGAUUUUCAUGUUUUUCUAAAUGUUGGGAUAGUCCCUGUGGUAAACCGUAUUUAUUAUAGUUAACAGUUUAUGGGGGAAAAAAGUUAAAAGUACAAAAAUUCAGGAAGCAGUAAUGAGUUCUAAAACUGAAUCUCUCUAACUAUCAUCAAGAGCAUCCAAAAUAGAGGAACAAUUUACACAAGAACACAUACUUCAAAACUUAAUUUGACAAAAUAAAGAAGUUUUUUCUUUUAUUGGUCUAAUCGUAACAGUUGUAUUUUUAAGACAUCUUUUGGCACUUGUGAACAUUAUAGAUGCUGGUUAGAUUUAAAAACUAGACAAAAUUAUGCUUUUUUGCUAAAUCUCAAAUAUAAUUAUGUUAAUUAUGUUUUAGCAAAAAAAGUAUUCCAACCUGUCAUAGGCAUUUUAACCUUGAGAGGGUUUGGGUUAUUUGGUUCAUUUGAAUGCUUUUAGAUAAUGGAUCUAUCCAUGUGUUAUACUCCAAGGUGUGUUACAACACGUUAUUACACAGUACUGAGCUGUUGGAUACCAGUAUGUGUGUUACUGUGCUCCAUAAUAUGUGGACUGAAACCACAUUGGGCAAUAACGUGCCACAACUAUUACGAAAGAGGUGUGGCUAAGUGACAUUGCACUGAGCAGUGUGGGCGACUUCUUUUAAUGGCAGCUCCAUUUAAUUUUAUACGGGCUAAUGCCAAAUGUUAAUGUUUUGUCUUUGUGAAUGAGUGAGUAGUUCAUUUUAACACUGAAACCAGUAGCUCCUGACUACUCUUGUACAUGCACAUUUUGAGGGCACACCUGUCUGCCGGAAGUUUUGUGACGUCACAAUUGCUCAGGUAUUCUGUGCUGCAAUCUUGUUCGACCGGACUGGCGAUCGACACUGAUAUAAUUUGCGCCUUGGAGACUUAAACCUCAGAGACCACCAGCACUGCAGACUAAGGCACACGAAGAUUCAAGGAUCUUACUUUUUUGAAUAGUCUAUAAGAUGUCAAAUAUUUUACCAGACGAGACUGUAUUUGCAGACUUCAAAAGACAGUGUUUAUCCACAGAGUAUUGGGUAAACAAAUAUGACAAAAACGGAAUGCAGGUGUGGGUCGAGGUGCCCCCUCCAGCCAUGACAAACAACAACGGGUCCAAAAUCCACAAAAUUAAGUGUAAAAUGAUAAUCAAAGAUGUAUCUGCUGCCACUAUGUAUGACGUUAUUCAUGAUGGAGAAUACCGCAAGACAUGGGACCUUACUAUGAAGGAAAGUUUUGACAUUGCACGUCUUUCUGCAAAUGCUGACGUUGGCUACUUUUCAUGGAAAUGUCCAAAACCAAUUAAAAACAGAGAUGUGGUGUCGUUGCGUUCCUGGCAGGUGAAUGAUGACGAAUACAUAAUUGUUAACUUCUCCGUAAAACAUCCUAAGUAUCCCCCUCGCAGUGACCUUGUGAGAGCCGUUUCUGUUCUAACAGGCUAUUACAUUAAGCCCCUGGGACCAAACAGUUGUACAUUUUACUACCUCUCUCAAGCGGACCCUAAAGGUGCACUUCCAAAAUGGGUGGUUAACAAGGCAUCUCAAGUUCUAGCUCCCGACGUUAUGAAGAAUGUACAUAUUGCGGGACAGAAAUAUCCCGAGUGGAAAAACGAGAACUCUCCAGAAAAAAAACCCUGGCUCUAUCCAGAACAGAACAUUCUGCCCAUGAUGGACCCUGCUGAGCUGUCCAUUCAGAGAGGUGACUCACUAGAAAACAUAGAUGAGGCUUUCAUGAAGGAUGCACACGAGAGACAAGACAGUCCUGUCAGGCCAAGUGUAGCAUAAAUUGAAAAAAGCAAGCACAAAGACUAAUCUUUACGGUUGGUGACAUACUAAAGAAGUAUGCUUUAAAAGGUACAAUCGUUUACAAUGUUUUUCACAAGUUGAAAACGCCAGAACACCUCAGUCCAUGUUGUUCCAAGCCAAUGUGAUUCAAUUGUUUUCUAUAUUUAUGUCCAUUUUGACACUGAAAUGUUUUACAACUGGUCUUACCUAAACCAUUUUAACAGGUUUGAUAUUAGCUUUUUUGACAACAUUUAUAUGAUCAUAAAUUGUACUUAAUGAUUGUGUGAGCCUAACUUUCACCAUUGAAUGUUAAAAUUACUUAACAUUAGGUUUUUGCUUGUCAGGUCAAAAGUAUGAUAGCACACUGCUUGAUUUUUAUUGUGCCUACUUCUACAAUGGUCUUAGUUUCCUGUUGUAAAGUUACAGUCUUUAUAUUUAAAGGUGUAUUUAUAUUUUCAGAGUGGAAGUAAUGCAAUUUUUCAGGUUUAACUGGCAGCCUCAGAUUUGCACUGACACUGAAGGAAUGAUCAUAUUGUGACCUAUGUGGAUGACUGCAAUGGUGUAUUGUGCAAUGUACAUACUUAUUCCCUCAAAGACUAUGUGUAAUUGUUUGUACUAUAUUUUGUAAUUUUCUGACAUUCAGAAAUAAUAGUGUAAGACAGUAGUUCGAAGCUAUGUUUGGGAACAGUAUUGUCUUAAAAAUGACUUUUUUUUUUGUUUUGUUUUCAUUGACAUUUGUCUUUUUUGUUACUGAAAUACAGCCCUAAAAUAAAUGUCAGAACAAAGGCAAA